Messenger RNA from Vollenhovia emeryi, 3292 nucleotides. It is a transcript of the gene MED17, whose product is annotated as mediator of RNA polymerase II transcription subunit 17. Gene Ontology annotation, molecular function: transcription coregulator activity. Gene Ontology annotation, cellular component: mediator complex; core mediator complex. Gene Ontology annotation, biological process: regulation of transcription by RNA polymerase II. Bases 422 to 2398 code for a protein of 658 amino acids. Lineage: Eukaryota; Metazoa; Arthropoda; Insecta; Hymenoptera; Formicidae. The record is from RefSeq and is a predicted model, not a curated record. The transcript has 8 exons.
AAAUGCGCAGUCUAUAUAUUACACGCAUAGAGCUAUUACAGAUAGAGGGAGGGAGUCAACGAAGGACGCGAUAUAGCCGUAGAAAGAGAACGCUGCAAUAGAGGCCGGUGUGUCAUUGUCUCAUAGCGCAUGCGUAUUAGGUACUGCGUGCGCCUAACUGCACUAGUUCAGAGUGCAUCUCUCUCUUUCUACAUGCUUUUAUAAGAAAGAAAGAGACACACUCUGCCUACAAGCGCACACGUUACGCGCAUGCGCGUGACUGUUAGACAGUGACACACCGGCCUCUAUUGCAACGUUCUCUUUUUAUCCCACUAUCGCAUGCGCUUACACGUCGUCCCAUACCUACUUCCCUCUAUCUGUAAUAGCUCUAUGGUUUGUGCAAAAGGUGUCAAGGUAUGCUGUUAUUCGCCGGCUCGGAUGUAUGAAAACAAUAAUGGCGUAUUCCGUGAACAUCUCCGUGGAGGCGCCGAUUGAGAAUCAGAUACAGGAGAUCACUUACGAUGGCCAGGAAAUUUACCAAGCGCCUCUCACGCUGUCGGAGAACUUGGCGAAAAUCGCUCAGAAAAUCGACUUCAGUAAAACUAAUGGCGAGGAGGUGAAGAAGGAGCAGUUGGAGGGUAACGAGAAGAGCGAGGAGGACACGAAGGACACCGCUUUGUUUCAAUCCUCCUUGUGGCCGUGGGACAGCGUUAGGAAUAAAUUAAGGAAUGCCCUGACGGAGGUUUGCGUGUUGGCCGAUGUACUCGCGAUAGCGAAGGAGAAGAACUACAUGGUGUUAGAUCCAGUGCCUCAGGAUUCGGCCGACGUAAAACCCAUGAUACAGGUGUACGCUCGGAAGAAGGCGCUGGCGGGCGCGGCGUCGGUUCUCACGAUGGGCGCCGAGAGGCUGCGAAAUUGCCAGGCCGAAUUAGCCAGGACCAGGUCCACACCUGACUUCCACAUCGAGCUGUUGAGAUUGCGGCAGAACUGGCGUCUGAAGAAGGUGUCCAACUCCAUCAUUGGCGAUCUCAGCUAUCGAACUGCCGGCUCCAAGUACACGCAGACGGGCAUGUUUGAAGUUACCAAAGCCGAAGAGGAGGAGAAAAGUAACAGCAGUCCACCGGCGUCUCCUAAUACCGGUAGCAGUAUGUCCGGGCAGCCUCACGGUCCCUCGAACUCGAAAGCGUCCGCCUUGCGCGUGACCAUACCGAGCGAGUUGCAAGGUGUCGCGUAUAUCGAAGUGCUGUGUCAGAAAGAUAAAUGGCGCACGUUUGUUUCAGACCAAGAAGACUUGUGCAACGCGAAUAUAAGCUUGCUCAACAGCAGCACAAACAAUUCGAACGCCGACAUGCACUGGCAGCAGAAGUUGGAGGCUGCGCAGAAUGUUCUAUUUUGUAAGGAGCUGUUUAGUCAAUUAGCGCGAGAGGCUGUGCACCUACGCGCGCCUAUACCCCACAUGGUCGUCGGAAAUCAGAUAAUGGCCACUGUACUCCCGGGAAUUCAAUUGAUAAUCGGCCUGUGCCACAGCACAGGCAACGACAAGAAGCCCACGGCACCGCCGCCGCACAAAACGGAACACGAUCACGUAUUGGAGCACUCCCUGCAUCAAUUGUUGCGCGAGGUACAUUAUAACAAUAGCAAUCAUCCGUUUCCUCAUCCUGCCUCGGGACCUCUCGGGCCUAGCAAACGCCGAUACAUAGCCGGCCCCACCGCCGCCGACAGAUACGAGCUUCUAGAAAUGACGAAGAGUCAGACGCUGCUAGAACAAAUUAUCCAACAGGCGCAACACUUUUUCAUGCGUUUGCGCACAGAGUACGUGUUGGACACGAUAGCGAAGGAGGUGAAGGACCCGCUCAUCGUUUCGCAUUGGAACGUGUUAAACUCGCCGACGCAGUCCUGUGUAAAAAUAAAUAUCUUAACGCACGGAUACGACAGCGUGUGUCGGACGUCGAUGGUCGUUCAUGUCGGCGAAAAGUCGCUCAAGUGCGUGUGCCGGGACGGUAGAGUCAUGCACAUGAGUUACGAGCCUCAGGAGCUGAGGGACCUAAUUUUCUGUCAGAUUUAUCAGCAUCAAAUAAGCGCGGUGCAGGCUCUCGCCAAGUGUAUGGGCUGGCAGUUCUUAGCAAACAGCUCACACCUCGGCCUAGGCUCGGUGGAGCCUCUGGGAAACGCCAGUAGUUGUAUCCUAGCUUCACCGAUCGGCGACAGAAUGAUAGCUGUACGAUGCGAACCGCAAACGGGCGUGCAGGUCGCCAUUGCUCAUUCUCCGCGAAAGGACUUCUUCCCCGGUCAGCUUGUUCGAGAGAGAAAAUGGGAGAAUCUGGGAGGUUCCUUCAAAGAGGUCAGAUGGGACCAGAUGGAAGGGAAGAAUUUCCUCAACAAAAUGGAGUUACUCAUGUCUUCUUUAACAAGCUCUUAAGUGUUGCAAAUUACAGUCAAACUUUCGUAUAUUUUUUUCCUUUGGGACUGAAAAGAUCCUCUCUAUUUUUUUUACAUCUUUAAUUUGCACUUGUAUUCUAACGGCAUAGGACAAAAUUGCUAUUGCGCACAUGAGUCAAUUUAGAAUAGGAAAAAGAAACGAGCUUUUCGUUCCAAGUUGAUUAUAUGCAAAACGCAUUUUUAUUCUAUGCGCGCGCGAUCAAGAAGCAAAUGACGUGAAAUAAUAGAAGAGAGGAAAUUUGUUAAACUGAGAAAAUACAGGAAAUCUAUUCCGAUGAGAGAAAUAUACAAGAGUUCGACUGUAUCGGCAACCGAAUUUUUUUUAAAGAUAGAAUAGUUAAUUUUGUUUUUUAAGAUAGUUCAAUUAUCCAGAAAAUGCAAGAUGAUUUAUUCAUAAAAUGACUUUUGAUCUUGUCAAGAAACAGAAGUUUUGUACAAAUCUACUCUCGUUCCUUAUCUCUUCUAAUUAUUAAAAUUUUUUACUGCUAUUGAAAUUUUAUUUACGACUGUGAUUUAGGAUUAUUUGGAAUUACGUCAAUUAUUCAUCCGUAGAUGCCGUACUGAUAAAAAUUAUCAAUGAUUCAAAUACGUGGAAUAUAUAUGUAUGUAAGUGUAAAACUUCUGCAUACUUUAAAUUUGUAGGAAAAGAAUUAUAUAAUUCUUUAUAAAUUCACCUUCAUAGUGAACUAAUUACAUAACUGUAAUUAUUGUUAUCAUAUAUAUUAUGUUAUGUGAAACUGUGGUAUGUAUAGUUUUUACAUCUAAAGAGCAAUAACAGUAAUUUACAACUCUGGUAUUUUACAAAAACUGUUUUCACUACAGUGUUAUACGAAAUGAUAUAUGAUUUGGAUAAUAAACGAUUGCGAUGUGAUAA